Messenger RNA from Candidozyma auris, 1143 nucleotides. It is a transcript of the gene PTC7, whose product is annotated as type 2C protein phosphatase PTC7. The record is from RefSeq and is a predicted model, not a curated record. Lineage: Eukaryota; Fungi; Ascomycota; Pichiomycetes; Serinales; Metschnikowiaceae. The transcript has a single exon. The coding region runs from base 1 to 1143 and encodes 380 amino acids.
AUGCUCUUGUCAGCUCUAACCAAAAGAGCCCUAGUUGGGUACACUUCCCACCACGCUGCCUCUGAAUGUCUCCAAACUGCUGCGUUCAAAAGAUAUUUUUCGUUUUCGUCGUUCAGCAGGGCACCAAAGAACUCUGCAUCGAACCCCGAAGAUACCUCAGACAACCAAUGGAGCUCCAGUGAAUCAGAAGCCUCCUUUGAUGGAUCCAAUUCCUCGUCAUCAGCAGGUGCUGCUUCUUCAACGUCUGCAUCAUAUAACUACGACAAGUCUUCGAUUGAUAGGAUAGUCAAUUUCAAUGUGGCGGUGGCUUUUCAACCUAAGAAUCGUACAAAGUCCAAUGUAUUCACAAGAAACACUAAGCUUACACCAGCAGAAUUGCUGCCCUCGGGCGAGGAUAACUUGUUCGUAACGACACAGUCUUCGGAUGGCUACUUUGCUUUGGGUGUAGCUGAUGGCGUCGGCGGAUGGGCUGAAGCCGGGUACGAUUCCUCAGCCAUUUCUAGGGAACUCUGCCACAGUAUGAAGACCAUCUUUGAGAAUGCAUCCAAACAACACUCUCUCACACCCAAAUCUCUUCUUUGCAGUGCUUUUGAUGAGAUUGCUAAAUCCCCAAAAGUGGAAAUUGGUGGAACUACUGCAUGUCUUGGAAUCAUAUCCCCUGAUAGAAAACUCAAGGUAGCCAACUUGGGUGACUCUUGGUGUGGUGUAUUCAGAGACUGCAAGCUCGUGGAGGAGACUCAAUUCCAGACUCACAACUUCAACACUCCUUAUCAGUUGGCAAAAAUUCCGCAACAGAUUUUGCAGGCUGCAGCUCGUCAGGGCAAGAAAUACAUCACCGAUUCACCUCAACAGAGUGACGAGUACGCUUGGCAACUUCAAAAAGGAGACCUUGUGCUUUUUGCUACCGAUGGUGUCACUGAUAAUGUUGUUCCGCAAGACAUCGAGGUGUUUUUGAAGGACAAAAGAGACAAGAAGGCUCCGUUGGCUGACACCGCCACAAGCUUGGUCAAGGAAGUUGUCAAGGUUUCUAAGGAUCAGAAUUUCCCGAGUGCCUUUGCUCAAGAGUUGUCCAGACUUACCGGUCAAAAAUAUUUGGGUGGAAAAGAAGACGAUGUAACAGUAGUUAUGGUAGAAGUGCUUUAA